Molecule: messenger RNA, 4288 nt
Organism: Cyprinodon variegatus (sheepshead minnow)
Lineage: Eukaryota; Metazoa; Chordata; Actinopteri; Cyprinodontiformes; Cyprinodontidae
Product: RNA-binding protein Nova-1-like
Exons: 4
Coding region: 1231-2565 (444 amino acids)
Biological process (GO): regulation of alternative mRNA splicing, via spliceosome; mRNA splicing, via spliceosome
Cellular component (GO): nucleus; cytoplasm
Molecular function (GO): mRNA binding
Source: RefSeq, a predicted model, not a curated record
UUUGAGCCAUUUGUUUUUUGAGAGAAGGACACAGGUGCCCUUGCAGAGCGAUGUGACGUGAGCGGACUGUGAAUUUGCCAGGUGGCAGAGAAAGACAGAACAGGAGGAAGUGAAGGUAAUGAAAUCAAAGUAGAGAGGAAAGAGGAAGCAGAUAGACCCUGAGAGGAAGUGAAGUCCAUCGGGAAGGCGGUAGAAUCUUCUGGAAGGGGUCCGUUUGACCACCAUGUUAAAGGUUUGAUAGAACUGAUCAACAUCCAGGCGGAGAGACUUCAUUGUGUCCAAUGAGGCCGGAGCCGCGUGUCCACCAACAAACACACUGCAGUUUUCACCCUGAUGCGCUCACUUAGGAUACCUCUCGCUGGAAGAUUUAUAGGCGUAGUGAUUGGCUUCAUCGCCCCCCCCUCCACCAUUCUGCGGCACUGCCAUUUGCAAUGGUUGAUGAGCCCCUCCGCCCUCUCAAACAUGGCCGUCUCAGGGAUUGGGGGUGGGGGGGAAAUGAGGGAAGGAGGGUAGAUGGCGUAAAGCACGCCGCCUCUGAUCGCUCCUCCUUCACCUCCUCCAUGGUCUGGCUGUGUUCUCCAUGCACCUUUCCAGGGCUCCGCUGAAGGUCAUUGUUGCAGCCUCCUCGUCCGCCUCUGCCCUGCGCCCCUCCAGCCUCUCCGCCUUUGUUACUUUUCUCUAAGAGCAGCGAGUGAAUGGACUGCCGUACUUUAUAGUGCUGCGUCAAAAGAGGCGGAGUAGAGGAGAAAAUGACAUUUUUUGGGACCGGCGUUGGGGGGGUGGGGAUGUGACGUCCUGAGGAGAGGAGGCCGGCCAUUGGCUGCAUCGGCUGUCAGUCCUGCGCGCUGCUGCAGACGGACAGGCCACUCGAUGAAUAUGGAUGAGAGCAGUGAAAAGGGUGAUGCGGCAGGGAAGACCCCCCCUCCUCAAACCGAUGCAGGCUUGAACAAUGCGUGCCGUCUUUCACUGAAAACACUCAGAGCCUGCAUUAGCAUUUUCUCAGACAAUUGAGGCUGUGGCCAGCUGCAGGCAUGGCCGGGAUGCUGCGGUGAAAUCUCUUUUUCUGCUCCUACUGAUGAAUGAGACCUUGGUGAAAAAAGGUCGACUGGCCGCAUUCCUCAACACCACCGUCGCACCUAUGCCUCGGCUAACGUCAGGAGCCCCUUUAGAGAUUGCGCCCCGGCAUUGAUGGCGAUCUGACAGAGGACUUUAGAAGCAGCAGAUCUCAGAAUGGAGGAGGGUGAGUACUUCCUGAAGGUGCUGAUCCCCAGCUAUGCAGCCGGCUCUAUUAUUGGCAAGGGUGGCCAGACCAUCGUACAGCUGCAGAAGGAGACGGGUGCCACCAUUAAGCUGUCCAAGUCCAAAGACUUCUACCCCGGGACAACUGAGAGAGUUUGUCUGAUACAGGGUACUGUUGAAGCCCUCAAUAGUGUGCACAACUUCAUCGCGGAGAAAGUCCGUGAGAUGCCCCAGAGUGCCCAAAAACCAGAACCUGUCAGCAUACUGCAACCGCAGACCACGGUGAACCCAGACCGCGUGAAACAGGCCAAAUUAAUUGUACCCAACAGUACAGCUGGACUGAUCAUUGGUAAGGGUGGUGCCACAGUGAAAGCAGUGAUGGAGCAGUCGGGAGCUUGGGUGCAGCUCUCCCAGAAGCCGGAAGGCAUCAACCUGCAGGAACGAGUGGUGACCAUCAGCGGGGAACCUGAACAGAACCGUAAGGCUGUGGAAAUCAUUGUGCAGAAAAUCCAGGAGGACCCUCAGAGCAGCAGCUGCCUGAACAUCAGCUACUCCAACGUCUCCGGCCCAGUGGCCAACUCCAACCCCACCGGCUCCCCUUACGCCAACACAGCCGAGGUGCUGCCCAAUGCGGCCGCGGCAGCAGCCACUGCCUCCAGCCUUCUGGGCCAGGCCGGAUUGACAGGAAUGGGUGCCUUCCCUGCCACCAUGUCCAGUUUCUCUGGCAACGAUCUGCUGGCCAUCACCUCAGCCCUGAAUACCCUGGCCAGCUAUGGCUACAAUACUAACACCCUGGGCCUGGGUCUCAACCCCGCAGCUGCCUCUGGAGUCCUCGCCGCAGUUGCAGCUAGCGCUAACCCCGCUGCUGCUGCUGCAGCUAACCUGUUGGCCUCCUAUGCUAAUGAUGCCUCCAGCAGUGCUGGCCACCCCGCUACUGGCCUUGGUGGGUUCUCCCUGGGCUCUCUAGCAGCUGCUACCGGAGCUUCCAAUGGUUACCUAAAUGCUUCAUCCCCAUUAAUGGCUUCCUCCCUGUUGGCAACAGAAAAGUUGGCAGACGGAGCCAAGGACGUGGUUGAAAUCGCUGUGCCCGAGAAUCUUGUGGGAGCUAUUCUGGGGAAAGGAGGGAAAACGCUGGUGGAGUACCAGGAGCUGACAGGAGCCCGUAUCCAGAUCUCCAAAAAGGGAGAGUUCAUUCCAGGGACUCGGAACCGUAAAGUUACAAUAACAGGGUCGCCGGCCGCCACACAAGCAGCGCAGUAUCUGAUCAGCCAGCGGAUCACGUACGAGCAGGGCGUGCGCGCCACCAACCCACAGAAGGUGGGCUAAAACCAAGCGAAGGGAACAGAAGAAAAGGAUGAGGACAGAAAAGGAAAGGAAAGAAGAGAGUCAAGAAGAGUAGAAAAAAAAAAGAAAUGUCCAAAUAUAUGUUCAAUAUUUCAGUAUAUGAUGAAAGAGUUACAAAGGAGGAGGCGGGGGAGACAACCAAGAUAAGUGUGUGUGAUUUGUGAGUGUGUUUUUAGGACAGAAGUCCUGAUGUUUUUUAAAAGUUUGUGUCAAGUCCUUUUGACAAUGGUGAUCAGAGUAAGCUGAACUGGUCCACUGCCAAGUCGCAGAUUCAGGCGCGAGGCCGCGGGGUCUCGCCCUCCUCUAAACCUCAUUACUGUCUCAUUUCUUUCUUUGGAGUGAUUGUUUUUGUUGGAUUUCAGACGGUCUGAGACGUCGGCUCCCGGUGAGCUGAGCGUGUCGGACGAAGAUCCGGCUGUUUUACAAAACCUUGCUCUUUGCUGUCAAUGCAGAAGGCAUUGUUAACAGGGGGAGGGGUUUAACAACAAGCACCUGAACUCAUCUCAGCUAUUUAGGGCAGCAGUCCAAGUAUAGUUUCUUUACAAAUAAACAAAAUCACAUCUAUGUGGACAUGUCUUGAAUUCUAGCUCAUUUCAUAACUGAAAUGACUCAAUUUGGGUAUUUUAUAUUUGCAUCCUUUAACUUAUCGACAUAGUCUCAUCCAAACACGCGUCGAUUAUUUAAACCUGUGGUUGCAGGUUGAUCUGAAUGUAAAAACAAUUUGCGCCUGUUGCUAUUUUUUUUUUACAGGGAUCAAACAUUGUGUUGCAGUGAAAGAAAUGUAUAAGUCACCCCAGCCUGUACUUGCUGUCUGCAGGUGUAGUUCAAGGGUUCAAGACUCAGUGUGAGAGGACAGAGGAGACACACAGGAAUGUAUAAAAAACACAAACAGGCAUAGAGAAUGCUCCCACAAACGCACAAACUCUCCGACGUGACAUUAUAUUCCGCCACUGCUACGAACACAAAGAAACGUGUUGAUGAUUAACCCUUUCUUGGUGCUAUAGGACUUCUAUCUCCUUUACGGUGGAAUUCAAAACUUUCCACUUGAGUUUCCACUUGGUUUAAAGUGUCGUCCAGCCAUUGGUAGCCCACUGGACCCGACCCAGCUUCAUACCCAACGACUGUCGAUUGAUUUCUAUCAACAAAAGCAGUCUAGCUGUUCUAAUACAAACCUGUUGUUUUGUAAUACUAGCUGAACAUUUUGCAGAAGAAAACUCCUGACAUACGUUUGCCUUAGCCAGACAUUUGGAACACCAAGAAUCAAGCAAAGGGUCAGACCUCCUGAGAGCAGUGGCAGAAAACAAAGCACUACAAAGCAUUUUGAUAAGAAGAGCUGGAAGAACCUUUAUCUGUGAACUACGAAGCGAUUUCCAUGCAGUUACCAAAUAGUGGAGCCACCUGCCUGUGGGCAAUGCUUCCUGAUUUCCAUCAAGACAAAAAGAAACACAGGGAAUUAAGAUGAAUAUUAUUGUUCCCAAAGUACAUAAACGCUGACGUAGAGCAUAUAUUGAAACCUACGAUGUUUUGGGAUCGUUAUCUUUCAGUGCUACUAGCUAGUCUGACAGUGACAGGCCCAAAAGUAAGAAGCUCUGGUCCCCUCUGUGCUGCUAUCCAUAGCGUUCAUCCCGACUCUUUAAAGUCUGCACUGUGAGGCAUUUAGACCACCAUGUCUGUCCUGCUAGGGACGUGAAUACAUACAUUUAUA